AUGGUACAGCUCUUUGAUCAUAAUUCCAUUUUAACAGUGAAACAGUACAAGGGCAAAAGACGGAGGAACGUGAAGGAAAUGGUUGUAGCCUGGUACCUGUUUGUUCAUUCUCCAUCGAGCUCAGUCCCCUCUCACACUACCCAGAGUCCCCUCUCACACUUCCCAGAGUCCCCUCUCACACUUCCCAGAGUCCCCUCUAAAACUUCCCAGAGUCCCCUCUCCCCUCUCAACUACCCAGAGUACCCUCUAAAACUACUACCCAGAGUCCCUCUCACACUACCCAGAGUCCCCUCUCACACUACCCAGAGUCCCCUCUCACACUACCCAGAGUCCCCUCUCACACUACUCAGAGUCCCCUCUCACACUACCCAGAGUCCCUUCUCACACUACCCAGAGUCCCCUCUCAAACUACCCAGAGUCCCCUCUCACACUACUCAGAGUACCCUCUCACACUACCCAGAGUCCCUUCUCACACUACCCAGAGUCCCCUCUCACACUACCCAGAGUCCCCUCUCACACUACCCAGAGUCCCCUCUCACACUACUCAGAGUCCCCUCUCACACUACCUACCAGAGUCCCCUCUCACACUACUCAGAGUCCCCUCUCACACUACCCAGAGUCCCUUCUCACACUACUCAGAGUCCCCUCUCACACUACCCAGAGUCCCCUCUCACACUACCCAGUCCCCUCUCACACAACCCAGAGUCCCCUCUAAAACUCACAGAGGAGUGUUUGAUACCAGUCCUAGGACUCAGUGUUGACCUGUAUCCUCCCUCAACACAGGUUCAGGUAGAGGACUCAGUGUUUGACCCAUAUCCUCCCUCAACACAGGUUCCGGUAGAGGACUCAGUGUUUGACCCAUAUCCUCCCUCAACACAGGUUCAGGUAGAGGACUCAGUGUUUGACCCAUAUCCUCCCUCAACACAGGUUCAGGUAGAGGACUCAGUGUUUGACCCAUAUCCUCCCUCAACACAGGUUCAGGUAGAGGACUCAGUGUUUGACCCAUAUCCUCCCUCAACACAGGUUCAGUCCUAUACCUCCGACCCCAGCCCCCAGUCCUAUACCUCCGACCCCAGCCCCCAGUCCUAUACCUCCGACCCCAGCCCCCAGUCCUAUACCUCCGACCCCAGCCCCCAGUCCUAUACCUCCGACCCCAUCCCCAGUCCUUUACCUCCGACCCCAUCCCCAGUCCUAUACCUCCGACCCCAUCCCCAGUCCUAUACCUCCAUCCCCAGUCCUAUACCUCCGACCCCAUCCCCAGUCCUAUACCUCCGACCCCAUCCCCAGUCCUAUCCUCCAUCCCCAGUCCUAUACCUCCGACCCCAGCCCCCAGUCCUAUACCUCCGACCCCAUCCCCAGUCCUAUACCUCCGACCCCAUCCCCAGUCCUAUACCUCCGACCCCAUCCCCAGUCCUAUACCUCCGACCCCAUCCCCAGUCCUAUACCUCCGACCCCAUCCCCAGUCCUAUACCUCCGACCCCAUCCCCAGUCCUAUACCUCCACCCCAUACCCAGUCCUAUACCUCUGACCCCAUCCCCAGUCCUAUACCUCCGACCCCAUCCCCAGUCCUAUACCUCCGACCCCAUCCUAUACCCCAGACCCCUCUAUACCCAGUCCUUACCUCUGACCCCAUACCCAGUCCUAUACCUCCCAGACCCCAUUGACCCAGUCCUAUACCUCCGAUCCCCUAUACCCCAUCCCCAGUCCUAUACUUUGUGUCUCUGA
Molecule: messenger RNA, 1725 nt
Organism: Oncorhynchus tshawytscha (Chinook salmon)
Lineage: Eukaryota; Metazoa; Chordata; Actinopteri; Salmoniformes; Salmonidae
Product: leucine-rich repeat extensin-like protein 5
Exons: 4
Coding region: 1-1725 (574 amino acids)
Source: RefSeq, a predicted model, not a curated record